Solea solea (common sole) is the source of this 6268-nucleotide messenger RNA. RefSeq names its product leucyl/cystinyl aminopeptidase (gene lnpep). The transcript has 22 exons. Gene Ontology annotation, molecular function: peptide binding; metalloaminopeptidase activity; zinc ion binding. Bases 393 to 3494 code for a protein of 1033 amino acids. The record is from RefSeq and is a predicted model, not a curated record. NCBI's taxonomy places the organism in Eukaryota, Metazoa, Chordata, Actinopteri, Pleuronectiformes, Soleidae. Gene Ontology annotation, cellular component: cytoplasm. Gene Ontology annotation, biological process: peptide catabolic process; proteolysis.
AAACAAAGUGACAUUCACUCAGUCGCUCGCUCUGUCUUCUUGAUGUUCGUGUCAGAAUGACAGUUGUUUACAUGUUUCCGUGCUAAGGCAGACAUUUUAAACAAACACCUUCCGUGAUUUGUGUGACUUUCAGUCAACAGUUAUGGACGACAAAGUUGUGCGGAGCAGCUAGCGUUCGCUGAAUGAAUGUCAGCGUGAUUUGUUGGAAGUUGGUUGUCUCACCGCUAGCUCGCCUGCCGUUGUGUCCACAGAGACCGUGAUUAAAAAGCAGCCACAUAACAUCUGCGGAGCUGCCGUGAACGUGCGCUUGUCCUUUUGUUUUCGGACGCGAAGAAGCUCUGUGAGAUAUUUACACAUAUACAUAUAUAUAUUAUUAUUUUAUUUGUUUUACCAUGGAUCCAUUUGACAACAACAGCACAGACCGAGCAAACCUGCCGAGAAACAUGAUUGAGAACAGCAUGUUUGAAGAAGAGCCUGAUGUCAUGGAUUUGGCCAAAGACUCUGCAGCAUUUCCGACAUUUCCCACCCUUGACCCAGACGAGGUGGUGUUUGAGCCCAGUAGUUCACGGCUGCUCGUGCGAGGCCUGGGAGAGCACGACAUUGACGAGGACGAGGAGGACUGUGAGUCUUCGGCCCGUCUGCUCGGCAUGUCCUUCAUGAACCGCAGCUCGGCUCAUAGGUCCGGCUCUUCCCCGUACACCAGACAGUCUCCACCCAGGUCAUGUUCACGUCCCUCUGCCCGGACAAUGGUUGUAUGUGUGUUAUUACUGGUGAUAGUGGCAUCUAUGACUAUGGUACUAUACUUUUUACCUGGAUGCACCUUUACUAAGGCAGGCUGUCCUAAGACAAACAACACCGCGCCUCUCGAGCCCGUCUACCCCAUCUCCACAAAUGGCAAACCUUUUCCAUGGGCCCAGUUCCGGCUGCCUUUCAGUAUACAUCCCGUUAGCUAUGACAUCACCCUGAACCCGGACCUGGACAACAUGACCUUCACUGGGUGCACCGUCAUCACUAUGUCUGUCCAUCACAACACUUCGCUCAUUGUCUUUCAUGGUGCCAACCUCAACAUUACUAAAGCUUCCUUCAAGGUGGGUGAUGGGGAGGCACAUGAUGUGACUCUGCUGGAAUACAAACCCAGGCAGCAGUUAGCCUUUAAAUCAGCUGCAGAGCUGAAGCCGGGCCAGCUCUGCGUUCUGACCCUGGACUACUCUGCCAGCCUCUCACACACUUACGAUGGUUUCUACAACAGCUCGUACACGGAUAAAGAUGGAAACAAAAGGGUCCUGGCUGCAACCCAGUUUGAACCUCUGUCAGCCAGGAAGGCCUUCCCUUGCUUCGACGAGCCUGCUUUCAAAGCCACCUUUCUGAUUAAAAUCAACAGGAAAGCAAACUACAUGACUCUUUCUAACAUGCCCAAGGCCAAAUCCACGCCACUUUCAGGAGGCCUCGUGCAAGACGAGUUUGAAAAGACCUCUGUCAACAUGAGCACCUACCUGGUGGCGUUCAUUGUUGCUAAUUUCUCCCCGGUCAGCAAAAAUGUCUCAAAAACUCAAGUGUCGGUGUAUUCAGUGCCGGAGAAGGAACAGCACACAGAAUACGCUCUGGAGACGGCCUCCAAACUGCUGGAGUUCUACAAUAAUUUCUUUGAAAUAGACUACCCCCUCAAAAAACUAGAUUUGGUAGCCAUCCCAGACUUCCUGGCAGGUGCCAUGGAGAACUGGGGGCUCAUCACUUUCCGAGAGACCACCCUGCUGGUGGGCAAACAGUCGUCGCCCCUGGAGAAACAAGUGGUUGCGUCCGUCAUAGCGCACGAGCUUGCCCAUCAGUGGUUUGGAAACCUGGUAACGAUGAGAUGGUGGAACGACCUGUGGCUCAAUGAAGGCUUUGCCACAUACAUGCAGUACACGUCCCUGCAGACAGUGUAUCCCCAGCUGGACAUUGGUAACUUGUUCCUGGCAGUGCGUUUCAGAGCGUUGGACAAAGACGCACUUAACUCAUCCCAUGCUGUGUCAACAGAGGUGAACGCAGCAGAGCAGGUGGAAGAAAUGUUUGACUCCGUCUCAUAUGAAAAGGGUGCGUCUAUACUUUUGAUGCUGAAUGCUUCGCUGCCAGGGGAUCAACAGUUUAAAAAGGGUAUCAUUCAAUACCUAAACCAGUUCCGUGGUUUAAACACAGACACCAAUGACCUCUGGAACAGCCUCACACAGGUUUCAAUGCUGAACCAGAAUGUGUCAGAGAUGAUGAGCUCGUGGACUUCACAGAAAGGCUUCCCAUUGGUCACUGUGAGCCUCAAGGGCGACCAAGUGACCUUCACCCAAGAGCACUUUCUACUCACAUCUGAUAAUGCGACACAUACGUCCACCUUGUGGAAUAUUCCACUGACGUACGUAAACGACAGCUGUAGUUCGGCCCCUGAAUGCAGACAGGUGUUUACGCUGAAGACCAAGACAGGCACUCUUAAACUGCCGGGCAGUGUGAAGUGGCUGAAACUGAACUACAGGAACACGGGCUUCUACGUCGUCAACUACGGAGACGAAGGCUGGGCUGCUCUUAGGGAGGCUUUGUCCAGCAACGUCGGUGUCCUUACAAGUGAUGACCGGGCCUCGCUCAUACACAACAUCUUUGCUCUCUCCAGACUGGGACGCGUGUCCUUCCAUCAAGUCCUCAACCAUUUAUACUACAUGACCAAUGAAACGGAGACCUCUCCAGUGACGGAGGCCUUGUUGCAGCUUCAAAACAUUUACAGGCUGCUUGACAAGAGACAGGAGGUUGGUCUGGUGGCUCGCAUGAAGAAUUACAUUCUGCGUCAGUUUGGUUCACUGAUGGCUAACCAAACGUGGGGAGAAGAGAACAGCGUGUCUAAACAGGAGCUGCGCUCAGCCCUGCUGGAGACGGCUUGUCGUCUGAGAGAAGAAAACUGCAUCAGGCGAGCCAAAGCGCUGUUCAAACAGCACGUCGAGUCCAACGGGACGAUGCGGAUACCAGGCGAUCUGCAGCGAGUUGUGUUCACCGUGGCUGCGCAGUCAGACGAGGACUGGGUGACUCUGCUCAACAUGUACGCCAACACCACAUAUGAUGCGGAGAAGCGGAAAAUGAUACGGGGCCUGGCGUCCACGCAGAACACUCGCCAAUUAGUAUGGAUUCUGAAGACGGCUCUGAACGGAGACAUCAUCCAGACACAGGAGUUGCCCUUGGUCAUCAGCACUGUGUGCAACAACUUUGCUGGCUACUUGUUUGCCUGGGAUUUCAUCCGAGAAAACUGGGACCGACUCAUAGAAAAGUUCCCUGUGGGCUCGUAUGCCCUCCAGUCAAUCAUCAAAUCUUCCACCUCUCAGUUCUCCACACCAGCACACCUCGAUCAAGUGCAGUGUUUCUUCUCCAGUCUGAAGGAGCGCGGCUCUCAGAUGAGGAGCGUACAGGAAGCUUUAGAAACCAUUAGGCUGAAUCAGCGCUGGAUGGACCAGAACCUGUCUACACUCCGAAAAUGGCUCUAAUACAGACACUCCACCUCGUGUCGGGCUCAGUGACAGACGAACGGAGAGAGUGUUGGAAUGAUAACAGCAGUGUUUGCACUACUGUAGGGACUGUGUCUCCUAACUUUAUCCACAGAGAAGUAAACAAACCCAGAGUCUGUCUUUCACCUGGCUGGACAAGGUGUCAGAUUUUCUGAGACUGGGACCUGUAGAUCCCGAGCUCAGGGUGCCAGUCCUGGUAUCAAUCUCAGUCCUCAUUGAGGAUAGCGACUGAUCACUGACCACAUGAGGUCAGUUUGACACCACUUCCCCCCGCCCCCUUCCCUUUACUCAAAUAUACACAUAGACAUCAACAAAAUGAUGUCUGUACACGUGAUUGUAUGUGUUUGCACAAGUCCAGGAUGGAUUGGGAGCAUUCAGACCUGUACUUGGUGUAAUCCAGAUGUGAUUUAAAUCACUCAGGAUGGAUGUUCAUACCAGGUCUGAACGCGGCUCAGUGCGUUUGACAGCGAAGCCCCAUGUCUAACAAAGUGGUACAGUUCGGUUUCGUAUGACACCUUUUGCAAGUACGCGCUCCUUCGAUUGUCAGAAUUUGUGACGGUACCAAAAUGAGCAUUCCGUACAUCCCCACCUCUCAGUACCCUUCUGCUGGGCUACCGAGCGCAGAGGUCCAGCACCUGAAGAGUGGAGCUGGAACUGGGAAUGUCUGUUUGUCUGUUUGUCUGUUUGUUUAUUUGUUUGUUUGUUUUUUUACGCGUGUCAUUCUGGUGUGAUGUCACGCUAUUUAUAUACAGUAGCUGGGUGGAAACGCAAGUCAGACCAGGUUUUUGUACCACUGUGAGCUCGAGCGCUCUGAACCGCUUUGUUGAAACGCAGCCAAAACAAACGCAACCUCCUCAGCGCUACGUUGCGGUGUCGACCAAGCUCUCACAUAAUGCAGUCCUCACGCCUGAGCAGACAAUCAAGCUUCUCCCAAACUUAGGCUCAGCUCGCUCUCAGGCACUUCACUCCAUGAGCUGUUUGAUGGCCACUUCACAAAAAAGAAAAAGGAGCAAGUUUGAAGAAUGUCUGUGUGUUUGUGUCGUCUGUAGACGCAGCUGCCGCUGACCCCUCCGUACUCGAGAUGUGUUAGGGUUCUUAAUUAAGCUACGCUCAUGUCACUGUCGUACUACUUUAGUCAUAGUUUGGCAAGAAGACUGGGGGUUUAUUUCACCGAUAGCUUUAUAUUUCUGCAUCACAUGAAUGUACUGACGAAACCUCCCCACUGUGUGCAGUAGAUGGCGCGCUGCUCACAACACGUGCAGAUUUGAAUCAACAGCCAAUGUGUCUUAGACGAGAGAAGGCCGCGCACACUGGAGCCAAAUGUUUCCUUCCUGUCUUUCCUCCUUCCUUCCUAUCAGCCCAAUUUACCUCAAAUUUAAAGCGUAUCUAUUUUAAUUGCUCUCUCGCGAUCAUUGCGGUCUCUGUAAACUCAUUCUUUACCUCCGCGUGCUUGUAUAAACUUGUAAUUAUGAUGUAAAUAUGCUCAAGCCGACUGUACAACCCUCGCAGUUUUAGAUGUUAAAACAUUUUUACAUAUGCUUUAUUUUCUGUAAGCACACUAUAUGUGUAUAUAUGUAUAUAUAUAUAUAUAUAUAUACACACACAUAUAUAUAUAUAUAUACUUAUUACCGUGUUUCCUGAUUUUAGAGCACCCACCACAGGGAGGUACGUUGUUGUUGUUGAAUGUUUUAGUUUUAAGGGCUAAUGUGCAAAGUGUAUAGAAGGACAUCCGUAUUGGCCGUAAUGAGUCUGUCCAGCUCAUUGGCCAAUAAGAAAUACAGAAGAUGAACCAGCUGCAUUGCUCCUGAUAAAAACAAACAAAAAAACAUUUAUUUGCUCCGAGAUGUUAUUUAAACACAGUUGUACUCUCUCACUCCAAGCUUUAUUUUAAGUCCGUACUCGUCGACUUCAUCCUCUUGCGUUAAUGAAGAUAAUUGCUGUUUUAUUUAGAUUUUUUUUGUCACGCUUGUGUUUUGAAUUUGUGGUUCUCAUAUUUGUGUUACAGCCUCUAUGUGUGAAUUAUGUGUUUUAUAGAAGGAAUACAAUCAUUAGUGUAAAAGAACCCCUCUUCCACCUGACCGUGUGCAUUAAUGGGAUCAUUUGCUUAUGUGUGCCCUUGUCACUCCUGCAGGUUAUUUAGUUAGUUAGUUGGUUAGUAGGGGUGGUUGUUAUGUUUUGGUACGGGUUUGCUGGUUGAACCUCAGAGCAGUUCCGUUUUACUGACGCUGUAAAAGAAACGACUGAGUCCACACUCUCCCCGGGUUAACAGUGGAGCGACUCACUCCAAUCUUGUUCGUUCUAGUUUCAGAGACUGUGACCCUGUGAUCCACGCCUACCUAUGCCUUUAAGUGCACAUUGAAUAGUUUAAAAUCCUGAAUGUAUAAAGGAUUAUAUUAUAUACAUAUAUAUGAAGGAUUGUACUGUUGUGGAGACACAUUGUCAUUCUAGACACUUUUCCUUUUAAAUUGACAGAGGAGAUCCCCUUUAACGAGUGGGACAUUGCAAUUAGCAUGAUGGCACAUGAUGAUUUCCCCUUUAUUUUUCGGUUAGGAAAUGAAAAUGAUCAGGUACAGGGUUCAGUCAGAGCAGAGGUGUAGUAGAGAAGAAUACCUUAUGUAUUCUGCCUUUAAUGUUUUCUUUAUUCUUGCACUGGGAGAAAUACUGCAGAUGCUUUGACAAUGUGUUGCUUUCCAUGUGAAUGAAAAAUAAUAUAAAUAAAGUUGUUGUUUUUUUUUCCUGAAAGUGAAACUGAA